UCAAAUAUAAUAUAGACAAAAUGAUUGCCAAGCUGCGCAAGAUUUAUCCCAGUGGAAAGGCGGUUAGACAUUGCCCCGCUCCAUGCUCCACAACGGACCUGAACGAUGCAGAAAAGGAUUCCAAUGUCAAGAAAAGGCGAGCCGAAUAUCUCGUCGAGCGAAUGCAGCGGCUGCUGCUCUUCCUGACCGUCUUCCUCCUUUUUCCCGUGGUGAUCUUCGUCAUCUUCAAGUUCUUGAUAAUGGAGCCGCUCUAUGGGAACAGCGAUUACAAUGUGGGCAUUGGAUCUGGCCUAGCCACUGUGAUUGUGAUGCAUGUCCUGGCCACGGGCUAUAUCCUGCGCCUGAUCUUCGUUCAGGAGAUUUCGAGCAUGGAGAAGCUGGAGUGGGAAGUUCUGGUGCCGCCAAACACCCAGUUUCAUGGAUCCGUGUUCAUUGUCCUGCUGCUGAUGUCCUACUGCUGCCUGAUCAUUGGCUUUCCCAUAGCCACCUUCUUUGCCCUGAAAUUCGUGGUGCUCAAGAGCUAUGCCCACAUCAAUGCCGAUAUUAUUUCGGCCAUUUGCACCGUAGUUGCCGUUCAUGCAGCAGUUGGCUUCUACAUCUACCGAGCCAUCUAUGCAAAGAGUGCCACGGCCAAAAGCGCCAAAAUAUCGCUGUAAAAUAAUUGUAUCUCUACCUUUCGACUAUCUUAGUUAUACCAAAUACAUCACAAUACUUUC
This is a messenger RNA of Drosophila mauritiana, 716 nucleotides long. RefSeq lists its product as uncharacterized. Bases 21 to 656 code for a protein of 211 amino acids. NCBI's taxonomy places the organism in Eukaryota, Metazoa, Arthropoda, Insecta, Diptera, Drosophilidae. The transcript has 2 exons. Gene Ontology annotation, biological process: vacuolar proton-transporting V-type ATPase complex assembly. The record is from RefSeq and is a predicted model, not a curated record. Gene Ontology annotation, cellular component: endoplasmic reticulum membrane.